AUGGGUCACGGAGAGCUUGGACCACAGGAGGAGACAAUCUCAGAGCUGAGGCGACAGCUGAUUGGUCGACAGGAAGUCCGAGGGUUCAUCGUGGAGGGAUUCCCUCGAGAUGUCCACCAGGCUCUCUGCUUUCAGGAACAGAUUGGCUCUCCUGAUGUGGUGAUGCUGCUGCUCUGCUCCAAUGAGACGCUGCGCUGUCGUCUGCAGCGACGAGCCGCUCAGCUCGGUCUCCUAGGAGACAACAGCCACGCCCUCCGGAGACGCCUGGAGGCGUUUCAGAGAGACGCCGUGUCCGUCAGGAGAUACUACAGACAGCUACACCUGCUGACCCAGGUGGAUGGAGAUGCAGACGAGGACGUGAUCUUUGCUGAUCUGAGUUCAGUCAUCAGAGAAAAACUAAAGGAUUCAGGAAUGUUCAUGAAGACACGUCAGGAGAUAAAGAGACCCAAAUAGACUGAAGGGGGACAGAGAGAGACAAGGACAG
Molecule: messenger RNA, 484 nt
Organism: Larimichthys crocea (large yellow croaker)
Lineage: Eukaryota; Metazoa; Chordata; Actinopteri; Sciaenidae
Product: adenylate kinase isoenzyme 5-like
Exons: 5
Coding region: 1-453 (150 amino acids)
Biological process (GO): nucleobase-containing compound metabolic process
Molecular function (GO): ATP binding; nucleobase-containing compound kinase activity
Source: RefSeq, a predicted model, not a curated record